This is a messenger RNA of Lampris incognitus (smalleye Pacific opah), 1333 nucleotides long. RefSeq lists its product as uncharacterized. The transcript has 5 exons. Gene Ontology annotation, molecular function: sequence-specific DNA binding. NCBI's taxonomy places the organism in Eukaryota, Metazoa, Chordata, Actinopteri, Lampriformes, Lampridae. The coding region runs from base 85 to 1131 and encodes 348 amino acids. The record is from RefSeq and is a predicted model, not a curated record.
GUAGAAGUAGAAGAGGAGGAGGUAGAAGUAGAAGCGACUCCGGAGUAGUCCUGCAGCCGCAGGCACACGGUCUAGACGGUCGACAUGGUGGAGUGUGCGGUUGUUGGAUGUAAACCGGACCCUGGAGCUUCCUUCCACUACCUACCCAAGCACCCCGCUAUACUGGCCAAAUGGCUGGAGUUUAUAUACCGACACCAGGCUCACAUGCCCACGAACCUGCAGGGGCUGCGGAUCUGCCACGCUCAUUUCAGUGAGGAGUGUUUCCACAACUUCAUGCCCAGGUUGCUGGGCUUCCACAAGAAGCUGCUGCUGAAGGCGGACGCGGUGCCGACGGUUCGUCCUGCGGCGGCGGCAGCGGGCGGCGGCCAGGCGUCCACAUCUUCUAGUGAUCCUUCUACCAUGGAACGCAUCGGAAAAAAUAUUGCCUGUCAGCAAGCAAGCCUCCAAGUACAAAACAGCAGAACCACAAUGGUCCAGUUGGUUUCUCCGGCAGGGAUUGUACUUCUAACUCCCACGUUACCUAUGCUACCUCUGUUUGUCUCUUCUAGUGACCUCAUCUCACCUGCUCUUCUAGGGCGUCCGUCAGGACGCCCUAGUGAUCUGCCUACUGCUAGAUGCUCUGAAAGUGAGUCUAAAACAAACAGCGUUGCCUGUCAGUAUGUCAACCUCCGAGUGCAAGAAAAAGGGACAUACAUGUACACCCGGCCUACCCGUACAAAAAGCAAAGGCAUUCAAGUUAAAGUACGCUGCAAGGACGCCGAUGUAAAUGCAAACGAGAAACGCCUUGCAAAGUUGGAAAGCUCAGAAACACAGCAUGUUAUUGAUGAAGAGUCCAUCUUGGAGCUGCUAAAGUACUGCCCUAAAUGCAACAGACAAUGCCGCUGUACAAAAAAAACCAAAGGCGUCUACUUCAUCGUCAACCAGAGCUGCUAUUUCUGCGAGUACCGCCGCAAAUGGGCCAACCAGCCAGAGGCUAAAGACAUCCCAAUCAGUUCCUGUCGGCGAAAACAGCAGAAGAAGAAACGGCCCCAGUUGGACAAAGUGUCUGUAAACAUUUCCAUUCAACCAUCAGAUCUUAAGGAAUGUUAUGUGGUCUUGGGUCACCCGUGCCCAAUUCCAAAUGACCAAUAACACAGCAGAGAAUCGUGACCAUCCCCUACGUUUCAGAUUAUCUGUUGCAUCGGCUUUCAACCCGUUACGCAGCCUUAAGAGGAUACAGGGAAACAAACGUGUAAAUAUUACGGACAGUGCUUGAGCCGCGUAUAAGUGGACGUGUUUGUUCAUGUCCAAGAUGAGAAAUGCUGAGGUUGAGAAAUAAAGUGGUUUUGUCUUA